ACGCGCCGGCCGCCCAGGGGCGAGCCAUCUCCCCUUCUCUGGCCUUCCACGACGUUCGUGCCGUCCCCAUCCGUCUCCUGAGCUGGCUGCCUGCUCUCUUCCUCAUUUCUCUCUCGCUCAACUUCAUCUUCUACCUCCGGACGCAAGAACAGAGCAAGCAGACCACUCGUACGAUCCAAAAUCCGCGAGCUUCCCUUCAUAGAUUCCAAAUCCCUCACACCCGAAGCUCCCUCACCUCCCUAGGUCCCUCCCCAGCCCCUCAGAACCGAGCUCCGGCCGUCGCACGGCUGGGAAUCAAGGAUUCCCCCACGAUCAGACCACCAUGGACAACAUCUCCGCCCCUCACCAUCGAACUCCUAGCUCCGGCCAUCAUUUUCUUCGUCUAGCGGUUCAAAUCGAAGCUAGGAGAUGCACUUAUGCUCGUGCUUCUCUCGUUCCAUCGCGUUCUACGAGUUUCCGCGCUCGUUCGUUGCGCCGUCGCCGCCGCCACACUGCUGCUCACCGCGGGCUGCACGCACGCGGCUCUGCGCCGCGCUGCCGUGCGCGCCGGCUCCACCCGAUUGCGCUAGCCGCCGCGCCACCAUGCCCCGUCGCCGGACGUCCUCGCCGCCGGCGGGAGCUGGUCGCCAUGCCGCCGGCCAGGCGGCCAUGGUCCGUCCGUGACCUGUCUUGACGGUUGACGCCGGAAUAUGCACUUAUCGUUCACGAAGUUGCGGUUGAUCAAUCUGGAGUUCACCCAGGUGGAAUCGCCAUGGAUCAAGCUCGGCGUCAAGCAAACUAACUUAACCUGCAAUUAAGGUACAGGAGCUAACCCGGAUUCACAUCGGUGGGCUCGAUGUGAUGUCCUCACGUCUCCGUAGUUAUCGUUUUAUUUCAAUUUAUUUUAGUUGGUUUCUAAUGAAAAUCUUUUUCAGGUUAGACUCUCUCUACCGCUGCUGUUAUCUAUUAUAUGUACUUUAAUUUGUAAAAGUCAUUUUAUAAAUACCUUAAUAUUGUUUACUAUUUUAUAAAAUUGUAUCCUGCUGGUACCGUCUGUGCUCGCCGUCGCGCGAGACUUCUGGUGUGUUUCGAUCGGCCUGUGGGUUGGAAACAGGCUGUCAGGUUACACUUAAUUAAGCUAAUGCGCCUGAUGCGUUCAAAUGAUGGCCAUUACGCUUAAUUAAACCGUUUAACUUGGCGGUUCUGUCACAUUUGUACGCCGAGGCAGCCGUGUAGGUUCCCUCAAUCGACCAUCUCCAAUUGAAGCGGUCGUAGUCACUGAUGACAAGAACUAAGAGGCCGCUUCGAAUGUCUCGAUUGUUAGCUAGGCAUGUGGGAGAUUCUUAGUCGAUUGUUACUUAUCAUCAUGUUAAUUACUUCUUGCUGGAUUUUUUGUUCAUGUAUAUUACCUAUAUUGCACGGUUGUCCAACGUAUGUUAUUUUGGAUCACAGCUACAUUUAUACAUGGUGGACAAAAUCAACUUCUUCUAAAUAAAUGUUUGGCUUGGCUACCUGUAGUUAUGAGGCGGCAUACCAACCUAGUAGCAUUGUGAGUCGUUCAUUCAUAUAAUCACAAUUCACAAAUCUAAAAAUUAUGUUUCGUCACUGUAAAAAAUAUUUUACUCGAUCUUAGCACCAAAGGUUUGGUAAUGCCAAAGGGGUGUCCUGAUGCAUGGAACCAGGCCUUGUUUGCCUAACUAUGGCCCCGUUUAGUUCCCAAAAUUUUUCCUAUAGUAUCCGUCACAUCAAAUCUUUCGACACAUGCAUGAAGUAUUAAAUGUAGUUGAAAAAAAUAACUAAUUACAUAGUCUAACUGAUUAGCAUGAGAUGAAUCUUUUAAGCCUAAUUAGUUUAUAAUUGGACAUUAUUUGUCAAAUAACAACAAAACGUGCUACAGUAACUUUUCACCCUAUUUUUCACAAACUAAACGCGGCCUAUACCAAAAUUUCGCCUAACUUCGCCAACCAGGCACACCGCCCGGGGUGCGGCCGUGCCUGUGGGCCCCACCUGUCAUGCUAUUCCUCCCCGAGAAUCCUCCCCCAAAUUCCCCAAUUCACAGGCUGCCUCGCAGCAGCUGCCGGCCACAUCGCGCGCCCGCCUCGCCGCCGUUCCCGCCGGCAGCUGCACCACAGCGCCUCCAGAUUCCUCCUCCGCUUCUGCAUAGCCACACAGGGACCCGAGCUACCAGCCUACUACUCCUCCCGCAUCUGUCACCGGCCGCGCCGUGGGAACUUGCCAUUUCUCGGAUCUCUGGGCGGCCGGUGCUGGGCACGAUGUCUGGAGGCCAAGAAGACCCCGAAGGCUCAGAUCACAACAUGGACCUGGAAGAAGGCAAUACCACCACUAGGAUCAAAAGGGCAAAAGCCACAAAUUGGCCCAGGGUCAUGUCAAAGUUUUUGCUUGAUUGGUACCUUGAGAAGAAGAGAGGAAUGCCACCCAAGACCAAGUUCAAGAAGAUGCACCAUGUUUGGUGCACAUCUGCAGUUAACUCUAAAUUCAGAACAAAUUACUCUGUUGACCAGGUCCAUCGCCAUUUCAGGCGUUUCAAGGAGAUUUGGAUCAUUGUGACUCGGUAUGCCAAUGCGAUUGGGAGCAGGUUCAACAAUAAACACAAAAUGCUUAUACUUCCUGCUGCCACUAUGGCUAGUUUACCUAUCGCGGAGCGUGCUAUUCUCGCCAAGCCCAUUCCAUUCUUUGACCAUCUGCUACAGCUCUUUAAUGAAGGUCAGCUGGAUGCUGCCUGCAUGAGAGACCCUAUUAUGGACGAUGAUUCUCAUGAGGAGUUGGAAGCCCAGAUUGCAUUGAAUAUUAUUGCCCAGGCUGCAGAUACAAGGGAUCAAGAAGGGGCGAGUGUAGAUAUUAUUGAGUUGGAAGGUGAAGAUAACCAUCAUGAGGUGGCAGCAAGUAGCGGUGGGGUCCCUUGUGAAGUGAUGUCUGACACUAGUGCACCAUCUGCUCAGCCAUCUGGGUCCUUUGCUGAGAGCACAAUGGCUGCUCUCAAGCCUAGUGCAAAGAAGAUGAAGAUCAUGAGCAAAACAAAACCCAGUCUGAAACCGCAGGCUCUAGCUCUGCAUGAUAGCAGGAACAUAGAUGUGUUGAACAGUACAUUAGUGGGGAUCCGUGACAGUGCUCCAAAACUGAUUCGGGUGGCACCAACAUCAACAUCAGACCCAAAUGCCCCUCUAUGGAAUAUGCUAAAAGAAAUUCCACUGACUCAUCCUGAUAGGCUGUCUGUUGGAAUGUACCUCUGUAAGCCAGAGUCUGAAGUGCAUCGAAGCUUUUUCAUUAACAUGGGUAAGGAGUACCUAGAAUCAUGGGCCCGUAAGUUCUUGGCCGGAGAGGAGCCUGGAGCCUUAUAGUUCAAUAACUGAAUCCAGAUUGAGGCUUUCCUGCAACUGCAUCAUAGUGUGAGCGUAGAAUAUGCUGCUGAGCUGUCAUAUAUAGGACCUUGUUGUUAAUGGCGAUUUUAUGUUCUACGAUAUGCACAUUUUGUGCUUCGUCAGUUGGUAAAUAUCGGUUCGGUAGCUGUCAUGUGUAACUUAAUAUAUGGACAAGUUAGUUCGCCUAUCAGUUUAUAAGCCUUUCAGGUUAUUUUUAGCUCUGAACCCCCCAGGUUGUAUAUGGUAACUGAAAUGGUCUAAAUGUUAUUUGUGACAUAUAUUUUAGUCUUGUUUUUGGCAUAUAUAUACCGUCUGUUUUUUGA
This is a messenger RNA of Panicum virgatum (switchgrass), 3682 nucleotides long. RefSeq lists its product as uncharacterized. The record is from RefSeq and is a predicted model, not a curated record. The transcript has 5 exons. Bases 1992 to 3338 code for a protein of 448 amino acids. NCBI's taxonomy places the organism in Eukaryota, Viridiplantae, Streptophyta, Magnoliopsida, Poales, Poaceae.